GGACCCCAACAUUCUGGUCUGUGUCUGGGCCAUGUUACAUCAGAGCGCAGGAGCUGCAGCAUGAGUGUCACUUCCUCCUCCGCCCUGGACAGCCAGCUGGCCACAGUCUGGAGCCCCACUAACUCGUACCCUGAUGGUCCGUUGGUCAUGUCUGGUUAUCCGAGUCGCAUAUGGCAACACGAGUCCCAGCCACAGUUCUGGAGCAAGUUCCAGGUGUGGGAGUGGUUGCAACAGGUCAUGGACAUACACCAGAUCGACGCCUCCAGCAUCCCCUUGCAGAACUUUGAUAUGGAUGGCCAUCAGCUCUGCAGCCUGAGCUACCAGGACUUCAUGCGUGCGGCGGGCAGCGUGGGACCCAUUCUCUUCCACAGCAUCACCGAGCUCAAGUGGAGCGGCCAGUGUCAUGUGGAUAUUGGGCAGCUAGAACUCAAAACAGAAGCAGACUUUUCUCCAUUUCCUGAUGUCAGCUAUCCUGCUGGAGAGAUCUUUGAACCCUCUGUUAACACACUUGCGUCCGAUGCCACUCCCAUCUCUUCUAGUCCUGACAUCAAACGGUCUUUCAGUAGAGGUCAUCAGGUCAAAAAACACAAUCCAAGAGGAACCCACUUAUGGGAGUUCAUCAGGGACAUUCUGCUGAAUCCAGAGCGAAACCCCGGCCUGAUUAAGUGGGAGGAUCGGACAGAGGGGGUCUUCCGCUUCCUCAAGUCUGAAGCGGUGGCGCAGCUGUGGGGGAAAAAGAAGAAUAACAGCAGCAUGACCUACGAGAAACUCAGUCGUGCUAUGAGAUACUAUUACAAAAGAGAAAUCCUAGAACGAGUAGAUGGACGCAGGCUGGUUUACAAGUUUGGAAGAAAUGCCCGAGGAUGGAGGGAGACGGAGAAGUGACAAUUUCAUUAAUUUAUAUAUUUCUAUGCUAACAUGCAUAAACAGGAUAUUUUAUUGUUAUUCAGCAUGUUUUUUUAUAUAUCUAGAUGUGUUCCAACUGUUUACAAAAGUUUUCUUUGCUUUGCUUUUUCUGUUCCCACCUUGUGUUGACUCUGCACUGACAUCUUUUAUUUGUCGUCUUAUUACCAGUUUAAAUAUGAGUUGCCUGUUUACAUACUAUAUACCUGAAGAAAAAGGAUGGCAAAUCUGCCUGACUGUUUUAUGAAAGAAGCAGACACUCUUCCAGGUCCCAAAGGAGUACAUGUUGAAGUCAAAACACAUGUGUGUUUUUGACGCUGAUACUGUGAAGUGUCUUUUUGGGAUGGAUGUGGAUCACAAAUACUUUUUUGUUUUGUAGGAAAAAAGAGGGAACAUGAUUUAUAUUUUAGGCUAAACUAAAAUUUGUUGUUUUUCUGAUUUCAGACUUUGCAUUUUAAGCUGUAAAAAAAAGAAGUUUGUAUAUGUUUUUUUUAAUUUGUAUCAAAUAAAGCUUGUGAUUGUUUUUAUUACAUGAAGCUUAUUUUUAACAGAAUGUGAAAUAGGCUGAAUCUGAAUUGCUCUGCUACCCUUAAAGCUUCUCUUUAUUGCUACAUUUAUCCCUCCAAUCAGAGAUAUGGAAAAAAUAGUGGCUAUGUCUGAAUUCCUUCAUUACUCGAUAUAAAGUGCAUUUGACAUUUUGUAGUGCGAUCCAAAUCUACAAUUUCAAAAUUUCCCAGAAUUCUUUGCAAAAAACCAGUGUGGGUCGAUGCUUACCAGAAAGGGAAAUAUAGACCACAAUGCAUUGCGUUUGAACAAUUAAAAAAAAAAAAUCUAUUUUUUUGAUAAAUUAUCAACGUUUUCAUCAUUGGAAUACAGGUUUCAUAACUAGCCUUUGUAAAACGCUCAUAUUAAUUACCUUUUCACUUUAUGAAAUCAGUGUCGUCUGCAUUUUUUUUUUUGAGCAUGGUGUCUAAAUUGUUUUUUUAAAUCCAGGACACUUGAUAGUGUCACACUAUUGCUAUUGUUGGUAGUUAAAGGGUAACCAAACAGGGAAGAUGGAGGUUGACUCCACCCACAGCCGAAAUUUGAAAAUCCAGUCAGAGUCAGAGGGGCGGGGCUUGGCGGCAGGACUGUUAUCAUUAUUGGAGCUACACACGUGAGACUUCUGAAUCUUACGUGGUUUAACCAAUCACAAAAUUCAACUGUAAUACUUCAAUUCAACCUGUAGGGGGCAGCACACAGACGGUUUUUGAUUAUAUUUUCAAGAAUUAAGCAAUUUUAUUUUAAUUUAGCAAAAAAUUGGCUAUGACCAGCAGACAGCAUUUUUACAUCCCCAUUUAUUGUGAUCAAAACCCCAAAAAAGUUGAUUUAGGGUUUUGUUAUCCUAUAGGGCAAAAAUUCAGAAAUAGCCAGUGUCUUCAAAUUCAGACAUUAUGACUGCCUGAUGACAUCAUCAAUACUCGUCAGUUAUCUAUGUUAGUGCGUAGCUUCCAGCGCUUGUAAAAUAUAGCAACAUCAAUAUAAAAUAAUUACAUUUGAGCCUCGUUUCCACUGAGCAUGCGUGGUGUAGACCGCUAGCGUGUCACUGCGUCAACUAAAAAAGCAACAACAAUGGAGGUCAUCCAGCAGCUCGUCUUUUUCUUGCUUUACCUUUUGUACAUCGUGUAUAACAGAAAUUUAAGGUUUUUUUAAAAGAAGAUUGCGGGCAGCUAAGAAGAAUCCCGCCAUAAAGAGUCAAACUGAAUAGCUAGCUUAACGCUAUAUUGGAGCCUUCUAAUGUCAUCAUCCCUUUCUGCCAAUCGAGUGGCUACAACCGUCCCGUUCUAUUUUCCAUGGACCUACAACAAGUGGGGCCCCACAAGAGGUACAGGUCGGACCUGUUUAUUGGGUCCAUUUAACAAUGGAAACGCUCAAAAUACUGGAUCGUACGUGCUGUACUGCUCAGUAAAAAUUAGACUAAAUGUAAACUGUACUUCGGGGGCAGACCAACGUAACGAAAUGCGUUUCUCCAUCACCCUAUUGGUGACUACGACUGAUCCUUAAAAAAACAAGCUUUCGGACACGCUGCAGCUUCAUUUCCCUACAAUCCGAGCAAUCGGGAGGAGUCGGAAGAGUAGGGAAGCAAUUCGGAUUCAGCCAUAGAUUUCUGUGGUAGUAAACUUCAGUUGUGUUUUCAGAAUGUCAUGCAAGUUGCAGUAAUUGCUUUUAACUUGAACAACGCCGACCAUCAGUGAGUUGUAGCUUCAAACGUUUAAAUGUCGUUUGUACCAAAAGCUGUUCUGAGUUUGACUUUGAAAAGCCGUGUGCUUUCAGAUAGGGCAGGUUGCUUCUGUUUUAUCCUGACGGUGUGAAAUGCCAUGCAGUUAAUUGCUUGUGGAUGUGUGCCUUCGCAGCAGAGCUGGUUCCUGUGGGCAGCAGACGAAAUGACUGGGCCACGAUGGCCAACCAGAUAAAAACUGUGUUGAUAAAAGCCUCCUUUCU
Oryzias melastigma (Indian medaka) is the source of this 3384-nucleotide messenger RNA. RefSeq names its product ets homologous factor (gene ehf). Gene Ontology annotation, cellular component: nucleus. Gene Ontology annotation, molecular function: DNA-binding transcription factor activity, RNA polymerase II-specific; sequence-specific DNA binding. The transcript is spliced from 9 exons. Bases 61 to 885 code for a protein of 274 amino acids. Gene Ontology annotation, biological process: cell differentiation; regulation of transcription by RNA polymerase II. The record is from RefSeq and is a predicted model, not a curated record. NCBI's taxonomy places the organism in Eukaryota, Metazoa, Chordata, Actinopteri, Beloniformes, Adrianichthyidae.